CGGACACCGCUGAAGACAGCCUGUUAUUACCCCGUUUUUGGCGAGAAGGAGUUAGCCGUCGCGGAGGCAAAGAGCACCUCUCCUGUCUUAUGCCAUCACCAUCUCCUCAUCCUCAGGAUCUCGUCGAGGAGCGUGUCACCCAGCUCAAUGCUAUAACCCAACGCCGAAAUGCACUGCUCAAGGAGAUGUAUCAUAUGAUACGCGUACGGAACAGUUAUGGCGACGUCCUCGAGUACGAUCCCGCCGACGACGCGGACGAUGAGAACGUCCAGGGGUUUCUGGACAGAUUUGAUAUCAACAAGGCAAGCAUCAUGGACGUCCCCGACCUGACCGCGCUCGUGUCCCCACGGACAUCGCCCUCGCGUGCCCCGUCCAGCGAGGCGCAGGAGCGUCCGGCGACGGUCGGCGUCGUCGACUACGACUCUCCUAUGUCCGAGCCACCCACCUCGCCUGCGUUCCCUAAGCGCGGAUACAUGGAGAAAGAAGAAGAAGAGGCGCAGGAGCCGAGACAGAAGAUGGAAGAGGAAGAGCAGGAGGAAAGGGAGGAAGAGUCGGACGAUGCGCUCGCGACGCCCCGCCCCGGCAGUGUCUCGCCACACCGGGGGCGCUCCGCAUCGGACUUGCCGCACGAUAAGCUCAAGCGCGAGGACGAAGAAGACGAAAGGGAGCCAGACGGGCUCGAUGUUAUUGAUCGGUUUACGCGGGAGGAGUCCACCAUCAAAGCGGCAUCGGAGGCAAGGAGCGUCUCGUCGAUGCACCGGAGCUCGCCUGCUAAGACUCCGAGGCCGGCGUCGCCCUCGCCACAACCAGGCGUUGAAGAAGCUCAGGUGGUGAAAGUGGUCACCGCGACGCAGCAAGAAGAGGAGGAAGACGCGGAGGAUGAAGAUGCGGUGAUGGAGGACGUUGUUCCAAGACCUGAACGCGAGCAGGAGCAGGAGGUAGAGGCACAGCUGGCACCAGCGCCCGAACCGACGCAGCCCGAGGCCAGGCCAGAGCAGUUGCACAAGCAGGAGCAGGAGGAAGAGCAAGAGCUCGAGGACAUGGAGGAGUCGCCGCCGCCCGAGCCGGCGCCUCCUCUGGCGGAGGUCUCGACCUCGACAGAGCUCAUGCAAGUCGCCGAGUCCUCCAACGCCGCUCCCGUUGCAAGUCUCUUCGAGGUCCCGUCCCAGUCUUCCUCCCGGCUCAUUCCCGCACCCUUGACAUCGAUCACGCCGAGCUACACUUUCCUGGACUUCACUGCGGAAGAGCAGCCCGAGACACUCGCUCCGCCGGUGUACAAGAGCGAGCACGCCGAUCCCGUUUACCCACUCCCUUCGCUCAAGAUUCUGCCCGCCGAGUUUUCGCGCAAGACUCGGUCGGCCAAGCAGCGCAAGAAGGACAAGGACAAGGACAAGGACGCGAAAGGAGGGGGCAAGGACGAGUGGGCGCCGAUGGGCGUCGCCAAAUGGGGCGCGACGAUCCGUGCCAAUCCGGUGUGGAAGAAGGUGUCGAGGACGCCGAAGUGCUUGAGCACGCGGGAUUGGAGCGUCGCAAUUACUGAGCUCAAGAUUACACGGGCGCUUGAGCGCGUUGAGAGCUUGCAAGGUUCAGGCAAGUGGAGCUUCCGACAGCCAAAGAAGCAGCGCACGGUGGGUAUGUUGCCCAAGAACCACUGGGAUUAUAUGUUGGACGAAAUGAAAUGGAUGCGCACCGACUUCCGAGAAGAGCGACGCUGGAAAUAUGUGCUCGCGUUUAACUUGUCCACUGCUGUGCUGGAGUGGCACGCCGCAGGCAGCCGCGAAGAGCGCAUGCGGUCCGGCAUAUGUGUGCUCUGGAAACGCCCAAGAGCCCGGGUGGAGAGCGGGCAGUCCAUGGAUGUGGAUAAUCAAGCUCCCGAUAACUACUUCACGCCGGCUGCGGGCGCAGACGACGAUGAGGACAAUGACGACGAAGACGAGAACGGCGAGGCGCGGGUCAACGAUCAGCUCGGCGCUGCGGAGGCUCUGCAGGACGCGCUCGACACCGCUGGACCGAGUACGUCGGAGAACAGUCAGGUGCAGACGCCAGCUCCUGAGCGGCUGCAGCCGAAGAUCGAGGAGCUCGAGGAUUCAUCCGCGCUUCAGUCUGGGGCAAGCGGUGAGGACUCGAAUGCGAUGGCUGUCGACAACUCCCAGGAAGGCCAGACGGAGGGGGCGAAGGCAAAGAAAGAGGACAAGGCGCCGAACGAGCUAGCCGGGCUCAAGACCACCUCGAACGAUCCGGUGCUCGUCAUUGCGGACUCGGCUCCGGCAAACGGCGAGGUGGGCCCGUCUUUCCCCAAGAAGGCGUUGAAGACGCAGGUGUACGCGCCGCUGCGGGAGCACAUCGCGUACACCGACGAGCAGAAGCUUUUCCUCGAGCUCGACGACUUGGAUCUGAACCAGCGCUUCUCUGAGCUCUCCACUGCGGACAGCGGUAUUAACAAUAUUGGCAAUGAUAACUUUGACCUGGGCUCGACGGUGCCCGACCUAUCCGAUAUCUUCCCCGAGCUGCAGCCGAUGGUGCUCCCCGACGUCGUCAACACGACGAUCCCGUCCGUACUGAGCGAGACGAAGAAGAAGUCGGACCGCAAGGUGGACAGGGACGACAACAGGCGCGUGGACGAGUCCGCGUACAACAAGCUCGUGCCCGUCGGCAGGUUUAUGCAUGCGAAGCCGACGCUGCUGAGCGCGUUGCAGCCCGCGAAGCGGUUCAAGGACGGCGUGUGGCUCCCGGUCGAGGACCCCGUUGUGUGCAUGGAUUAUGCGGGGCCGCCUGGGAAAACGAGUGACGACUCGCUCCUCGAACUGUUCGACGGCAACAAAGCAUCGAGCUCCGCGAUCGUCGCCCCCGCGCACAUGCAGUACACGCGCGACGCCAAAAAGCGCGCCGAGCACAACUGGAGCGCGGGCGAGGACGCGCUGCUGCGCAGCAUCGUCGCCAAGUACCCGAGCAACUGGACGCUCGUCGCGGACACGUUCAACGCCUCGCGCGUCACGAUCUCCAUCGACAGGCGCACGCCCUGGGACUGCUUCGAGCGGUGGUGCAACCGGUUCGGAGGCGGCCUGCGCCCCCCGCCGCCGCCGUUGCAGGACGCUGCCGCGGAUGGGGCGCCGGGCCCGUCGUCGCAUGGCGGUGGGCAGAUGACGACGAGGGGCGUUAAGAGGCUGGCGAGCGUCAGCAUGGCGGCUGGGGCUGGGAGUAGUUCGGCGGGGCAGACGUCGGAUGCGAAGAAGCGGAGGCGGCAUGCGCUUAUGUACGAGACGAUGCGCAAGGUGUCGAAGAAGCGGGAGGCGGCGCAGAAGACGGCUGCUCAAAAUGCGAGAAAGGCGCCGGCGGUACAUGACACGCAUGGGAAGUACAACAACAUGCCGCGGUUGACGCCUGCGGAGCUGAGCCGUAUGAAGGCAGAUAAGGAUGCUCGAGAUAACGCGGAGAUGAUGCUAAGGAGGCGACAGCAGGAUCUAGCUCAGCAGCAGCUACGCGCGCAGCAGCAGCAGCAGGGCGCACAGGCGGCUGGACAGCCAGCGCAGGCGGGCCAGCAGCAGGCAGUCAACGGAGUGGCGCGACAGGCGGCACCGGCGACGCCAAACGUGCCGCAGAUGCGGGCGGCCGUGCCCCAGGUUAACAUUUCGCAGCAGCAGCGCAUCCCGACGCCGAUGACGGCCCAAGGCGCGCAGCGGAUGUCUCCUCAGCAGAUGCUCCAGGCCCAGGCGCACGCGAUGGCUCGCCACCAAGCGCAGGUGCAGGCGCAACAGGCUCAGGCUCAGGCCCAGGCCGCCGUCGCGGCGAGUAUUGCGAACGGGAACAACGGCGGCGGCAACGGCCAGGCGGGUGCGCAUCUGUCGCCGCCGUAUCAGUCGCGCGCCGCGUCGGCGUCGCCCAACGCUAACCCGGCACAGGCGUCGCCGCCCCAGAUCGCCGCGGCGCUCAGUGCUGGCAGCAACAGCAACAACAACGCGGCCAACGCGAUGUCGCCCCGGCCGCCCUCGGCGCAGGCGCAGCUUGCGACGAUGCAGGUGCCCGGGAACGCUCUUCCGCGGCCGGCGAGCAGCAUCCCGGCGCAUUAUUUCCCGGUUGUCAAUGGGCCUCAGAUGACGCAGGAGGGGUUGGAGCAGGCGAUGCGCUUUCAGAGUCUUCUUGCU
Molecule: messenger RNA, 4142 nt
Organism: Coniophora puteana RWD-64-598 SS2
Lineage: Eukaryota; Fungi; Basidiomycota; Agaricomycetes; Boletales; Coniophoraceae
Exons: 8
Source: RefSeq, a predicted model, not a curated record